This is a messenger RNA of Scophthalmus maximus (turbot), 1447 nucleotides long. It is a transcript of the gene cep15, whose product is annotated as chromosome 6 C3orf14 homolog. Lineage: Eukaryota; Metazoa; Chordata; Actinopteri; Pleuronectiformes; Scophthalmidae. The coding region runs from base 220 to 558 and encodes 112 amino acids. The transcript is spliced from 4 exons. The record is from RefSeq and is a predicted model, not a curated record.
GCUUGGUGCCCUCCACUUCCUGUGUGCAGUCUAAACUCUGUCUGUUGUCAUGCGUGUAUCCAUGGUGAAGGCGCGGACUGACGCUGUGGCUGCGAGCGGAUGGAAUUGUGUGAGAAACACGAGGAAAUAAAAUGAACGCUGUGGCCGGGGUUCAACCUGGAGCUCUUGUUGUCUGAAUGUGGACCCAGUCUAGGGAGGAGGGCGGAGCUGCUGGAGCAGAUGGAGAGUCGCCGGGAGCAGCUGACCGGCCUGAGGAGGCAGCGGGCGAAGGAGGGUGAGGCGGCUCGACGCAGGAACGCCGCAUUACUGCAGGACUUACAGAGGAUCGAAGAUGGUCUCCGGGGGAGACAGCUGCCACACCCACGUCUUCUGGCUCUGGAGACAAAGUACUGGGUGUCUGUGGAAGAGUCCAUCCCAGCCUGGGAGCACUUCCUCGUGGGCAAAGGUCCACACCCGACUGAUGGUGCAGGACCGACAGCCAUGAGAGCGAAACAGACAGCCAGCACAGCCGAGGACCGGGGCCUGCCGCCUCGGCCAAAACCGCGGGCUGCCAGGUAGCCGAGAGGGGACUGUGAUGUGUAGCCUGAUCAAGGCUUUGAGAGUCACGUGAUACAUGAACAAGCACAAACCAGAGUGACCAGAUGAGGUGGAUCACGGUCCCCCGCACCAGGGCUGGGUGCUGGUCGGAAGCUCUCCCACUCCUGUGAACUGGUGUUUCCCUCCGGGUCGGAAAUGAAUUCAUCGACACGAACAUUUAAAUCUUAUUUAACCAAAUCGGUGAAAAGAGGGAGUAAUGUCACAGCGUGUCCCUCCACACAGGAAGAGGGGGCUGCGCACCUCCACAGCUGCUGAACACUGUUCAUUCAGGUGUUCUGUUUGCAAUGUGGUAUCUGGACCACUAGAGGGAGCCAGUGGCCCAGAUAAAGAAAGAAAAGGCUUCUGCUGUGAACAACUAAACCUUUGGUUUAAAAACAGUCUGUUUGUUACAGUCAAUUAUGUUUAUGAAUAUUGAUAAAUUUACUUUGACCAUUCGAGUUACUGUGCCAUGAAAUAGUCCUACUUAUAAAAUAAAAUAGUUUAAAUUCGGGGCGCGGCGAGUAGGUUGAUAAUCAGACCGGUUAUAUAUGAUAAGCCAGAAUAAUAAUACUAGCUUUCGACUGUCCAUCAUGAUUGUCUAUAACAGAGUCUCAUACACCGUGAUGUUGUCAAAACCAGCUGCUGUGCAGGAUGUUUGAAAUCGUUAACGUGAUAUGUAAAAGAUUUAUUGUGUUGUUAAAAAAGAUACAGGAGAUAUCUGCAAAUUUGAAUACAAAACAUUCAAACAGUGAACUACUUGACAAUAUGAACAUAUCAUAAUCUGGUUCCACUGAAGAUUCUCCAUUCUGAAGAGAAACUGUUUUGCACAUUUGUUCCACUACCUUUACUGACAUUAAAAAUGUAUACAUUU